Funneliformis caledonium is the source of this 807-nucleotide messenger RNA. The record is from the annotation of a GenBank genome assembly. Lineage: Eukaryota; Fungi; Glomeromycota; Glomeromycetes; Glomerales; Glomeraceae.
AUGAAUGAUGUAGACGAGAUUUUGGACUUUGAUGACAACGUCGAUUUCAGUUUUACUGAAGAUCCUCAAGCUACUGACUCCAAUCUAUUGGAAGGCGAUGGCUUAUUUGACAUUGAUGCUGAAAUGAGCAUUGCGACAGGUGGACAGCGAGCUGAAGAGAAAUUAAGUGCAGAAGAGGAAAACAAAGAAGUUUCAGAGUUAAUUGAUAACAAAUCGUCUGGAAAAAGCGAGCUAGACAAUAAUUCAACCUUAGCGCAGCAAAAAGAUCAAGAGGAACUUAAAUAUGGCGAAAUUGAAGAUUUUGACAUGGAUGAUCCUGACUUCCUUAAGGAAUAUGGGGAAAUUAAUGGCGAUGAUGUGGCUAUUGAGGAUGACGAAUUCUGGAAAGAGUUGGGAUUAGACCCACCAAAUGAGGUAGUAAAAGUGGACAAUGAGAGAACUGCCGAGAAGUCUGAGACUACAGAAAAAUUUGACACGAACGAUGCAAAUAUUUCUAAGACAGCUCCAAAAGAAAACACUCCAAAAAGGUCAUCAUCACAAUCGGAUGCUGUUAAAAUCAAUAGCGCGAAAUCAGAUAUUUCUAUCAAUAAAUCUGUUAAAGGAACUGUAAAAUCUCCCGAGAAAGAAGAUGGUGAAAUAAGUAAUCAAAAUAAUAUUCAGCAACAAAAUUUACAAAAUUAUAGAGGACGUGGUAAUCGAAGAAAUAAUGACUGGCGUCCGAUUAAUAAUAGUAAUUCGUUUUUAAAUAACAACAUGUCAUCUUUUCGAUCAGGAUUUGGUCCUGGAUUGGAAGGAAUGCCUGGGUAA